AUGACCACAGAGUCAGACUCAAGUCUCCUUACCCCUCCUCCAGACCCAGAGCAUAUUCGCAGCGUACUCAGUAAAAACAUGGACGCCUACCCCAACCCCCGUACCGUCGACGACUCCUCAGAGGACGAUGCCCUGUACCAGGACCCCCUCGACGGGGCCACUACAACCACUACAACCACUACAACCACUACCGUACUCCCCAAAGCUGCUGUCAAGAAGGGGCUGGACGACCUCGUCUCUCACCAUCAGACCCUCCACCACCAAUCCAAUACCCAAAAGGCCUUUAUCGCCACUGCCGACGGUCGAUCUCCGCUCGCUUCAUCAUUCUCAAUCUUAUCAGCGCAGUCCCCAGGUCAAAGCACAAGCGAGUCCAACAACCUCAGGUUCCGUCUUCAGGAUGCGAACCGAUCCAGGAUGGGCGCUUCGUCGUUGUUGAACGGCAGCUCCAGUGCCACGUCUCUGGCCAGCACGCGUUCGAGCACCAGCCCAGGAACCCCCAGCUCCACGGACGGAUAUCAUGCCAUCUCGACCACAUCUACCGUCACAACCAAGAAGCGCAAAGUCCGUCGUCCCACGUUUGAACCACGCAGCUCCCGACUGGAUCCAGAGAUGAUGACCAAGAACGAGGACCCCUUCCGCGGGUUCCACACGCUCUUCUGGAUUGUCAUGGGCGCCUAUGGAUUGAUCACGUUCGACCAGGAAUGGACCAGGGUCGGCAAAGCUUUUGGUGGCACCCUCUUCUCUUCAUUCUCGCAGGACGCCAUCAUCCUCGCAGUCAGUGAUCUCGGAUUGGUGCUCUCGACCGGAGUGGCAUACUUGUUGAUCAAGGUCAUAUCCAAGGGGGAUUGGCCUUGGGUUCAGUCAGGCUUCUUUACUCUCCAUGCCAUUACCAUGUUGAUGAAGAUCCACUCCUACAUUGCCUACAACGGCGAGCUCUCUGAGAAGUUAAUCCAGCUCAAGAAGAGCGAGGCUGCCUAUGCUCAGAUCAAGAAGGAUGACCCCAAGACAACCGAUGACGAUAGUGACGAUUCCAGAUCAGAGAAUUCCAGCCAAGCCGACCCAACUUAUGAUCGCGACACGACCGACUCGCCCACAAGCGAUAGCGAACAGGACGUCAACCGUCUCCACCAACGCCUCGCUUCCGAGGUUGCCGCUGCACUUCUCCAGGAUACCAUCCCCUCCGACUCUGCCACCGUCAACGCCAGCCAACUUGCUGCUGAAAUCGAGGAGCUCCGAAGCGACCUCGAGUGCCAGAACGGCGAACUUUGGCCCGCUAAUGUAACCGUUGCCAACUUUUUCGACUACUUGAUCGUCCCAUCUCUUAUCUACGAGCUCCAAUACCCACGCACCAGCAGAAUCCGUCCCUUGUAUGUGUUUGAAAAGUCUGUGGCCACCUUGGGAACAUUCACUCUGUUGUACCUGACAACGGAGCAUUAUAUCUAUCCCGUGGUUUUUGACCCGACCAUUUCACCCCUGCGAGCUCUGGUUCUGCUCUUGAUACCCUUUAUGAUGAACUACCUUAUGAUUUUCUACAUUAUUUUCGAGUGCAUUUGCAACGCCUUUGCCGAGCUCAGCUGUUUCGCGGAUCGCAACUUUUACGAGGACUGGUGGAACUGUGUCAGUUUUGACGAGUGGGCGCGCAAGUGGAACAAGCCAGUGCACCACUUUUUGCUCCGCCACGUGUACGAUUCGAGUAUCGAGUCGUUUCAUCUUUCCAAAAAGAAUGCGGCGUUUGCGACAUUCUUCUUGUCGUCGUGCGUGCACGAGUUGGUGAUGAUGGUGGUGACACGCAAGGUGCGUCUGUACCUGUUUGCCCUGCAGAUGUGCCAGCUGCCCCUGAUCUGGAUGGGCAACAACAAGACCAUCCGGGAAACGCCUCGUCUGGCCAAUGCCUUCUUCUGGAUGGGCAUGUUUAUGGGCCCACCUCUCCUCGGUGUCGCCUAUUGCUAUGCUUAA
Messenger RNA from Linnemannia hyalina, 1956 nucleotides. The record is from the annotation of a GenBank genome assembly. NCBI's taxonomy places the organism in Eukaryota, Fungi, Mortierellomycota, Mortierellomycetes, Mortierellales, Mortierellaceae.